Entrophospora candida is the source of this 1855-nucleotide messenger RNA. NCBI's taxonomy places the organism in Eukaryota, Fungi, Glomeromycota, Glomeromycetes, Entrophosporales, Entrophosporaceae. The record is from the annotation of a GenBank genome assembly.
AUGAGUUUACCAUUAGUAUUAGGUAAAUGCAGGCAUAGCAACAACUGCACCUGCCAAAGAUUUAGAGCCAAACCUGAUGACGAACUAAUCUGUCUCUAUUGUUCACAUUAUGAUGGGUAUCACGAAACAAAUUCAGUCGGCACAUCCCAAAUUAGUAAUAAAAAAUAUAAGUCUGUUUACAAUGUAGUAGGAAAUGUUCAAAAUAUUUCAAGUACUAAUCAAAAUGGCAGACCAUCGUCAGACUCCUUGAAGGUUAAUACAAUUGUCUUGUUACCAAAAAUGGAUGCCCAAGUUAUACCUAAAGAAAAAAGCACAACGUGGAGCCAUCUUCAAGAACAUAAUUUAAUUAAAUCCGAUGUAAUAUUAACCGGGGAUGAAUUAUCAUUAACAAGUCAAAUUUAUGAAUUUUUUCCUAUACUAAAUCAAAGACCAUUUAACAUUUUGAAAACGAAUAAUGGAAAAUUAAAUAUUGUAGAAACUAAUGAAAAAUCUAUUAAACUAUUCAGGGAAAAUAUGAGUAAAAACAAACGUAGAAUUUAUUUAGCUCCGAAACAAUUUAAUAUAAUUAUUGAUUCUGAUGAUAAUCCAAAUACAAACGACAUUAAUAAUGAUCCAAUUAAUAAUAAUGUUGAUAACAUUGAUGAUAAUGUCCAAGAAGUUAAUUACAACAAUAUUUAUUUAAUAGAUAACCAGUCAGGAAAUCUAGACAUUCAAAAUAAUGACAUCAAUGAAUUUUUAGGUUCAUUUGUUUUGCCUUCUACUAAUGUUACUGAAUUCCUCAAUGAAAAAAAAAGUGAAACACAAAAUCAUGAUUAUAAAUCAAUAAGGAUUUCUGACAGAAGGAAUUUAUUUGAAGAAUUUAAAAGAGAAAUAAAAUGUUAUACUGAAUUGGAUUUCAUUAUAAAGCCAACUAUAUAUUUCAUAAAUGAACCUGGAGUUGAUACGGGUGGAAUAUUCAUUGACACUUUGCAAAAAUUAUUUGAAAUAUUCAGUGACUUAAAAGACCCCAUUUUUGGUGGCAACAAUAGACUAUUCCAAGGUGAAUACACCAAAACAUUAAGUAGUACAAUUCCAGUUGAUUUUGCCGAUGAUUUAAAAAUUUUUGCAAAGACAUUAUUCUUAACAAUAUUGCACAAUGGGCCAUUUCCAACAUGGUUAGAUACGUCCGUUAUAAAAUUUGCACUUGGAUACGAAGAUGAAAUCAAUUUUGAAGACCUUUCGAGAGUAAAUAUUCAUAUAUACAAUUUGGUGGAACAACUAAACUCAUCUACACCAGGAUAUGAUCUUUUAACUAUUCCUGAAUUUAAAAUCUGGGCUGAGCAUAAAAAUCUUACAGUAAAACAAUGUGAGAUUUUUUCGAAUAGUCAAGAAUCAUUAAAUAAAUUAUCUAGGUCUUUAUGUGAGGAUAUUCUUGUGCAAUCAUGCCUUUGUCAGUUAAACAUCCUAAAAAACCAAAUGAAUCAAUUGGGCUUCGUUAAAUAUUUACAUGAAAAUAAUGUAGACUACAAGACAAUUGAAGAUCACCUAUAUAAUCAAACAGUUUUACCAAAUGACAUCAUCGAAAAGUUAAUAUUUUCAUCUCAAUUGACACUCCAACAAAAUAAUGUUAAAAAUUGGUUAAUUGAAUGGCUUGAAAGUCAAAAUUGUAAUAACAUCAGACAAUUUAGUAAACUUUGUACUGGGACAUAUAAUCCUCGAACUUCAAUAACAGUCUACUUCACAAACUAUGAAACAGAAGACGACUUAGUACCAAAAUUCAAAGUGUGUUCUACAUCACUUUAUCUUACAGCUGAAUAUCAUUCUAAAGAAUUUUUUUUUUCCAUAAUUGAUAAUAUAAUGAACUUAAAAAUAGAAG